This is a messenger RNA of Pseudopodoces humilis (Tibetan ground-tit), 1463 nucleotides long. Lineage: Eukaryota; Metazoa; Chordata; Aves; Passeriformes; Paridae. The record is from RefSeq and is a predicted model, not a curated record.
UCCUUUCCCCUCACGCUCCGCGCGCGCGCCGGGAGGCGGGAAAAGAACCCGGAAGCUCCGUCAGGGGCUCGGGGAAACCCCCCCACGGAACCUUCCGGAACCUUCCGGGAGCUGGUGGGAGCUUCCAGAACCUUCCCGAAGCCUCCCGGGAGCGUCCGGGAGCCGCUCGGGGCCCCCGGAGCCGCCGCCAUGUCGGACUCCGGGCAAAGCCCCGCCCCCGGCGCGCGCCGGCGCUGCUGGAACCGCGAGAAGGAAGCGGAAGGAGGCGGAGAGCGGCGGGAGGUGGGGGAGGAGCCAGCGGGGACCCUGCAGAAGACCCCGAUCAUCCUGGCCAAGCCCCCGGCCGAGCGGCAGCAGCCGCCCCCAACGGCGUUGAAGGCGGGGCCGGCACAAGCCCCGCCCCCUCCCGCCCCGGCCCCGCCCAUCGUGCUGAUGAAAGCGCGGGGGGAGGAGCCUCGGGGAGGGGGCGUGGCCUCGGGGAGCUCGGGGGAGGGGCCAGCUCAGGCCCCGCCCAUGGAGAGGGAGGGGCCACGCCCCACCCAGCCUGUCUAUCAACUGCACAGCCGCGGGCUGGCCCCGCCCGCCGCGCUCGACCCCGCCCAGGCCCAGGCGCGUCUGGCGGCGCCCGAGAAGAUGAAAACCAGUAUCAAACUGGUGGCCGAGCAGAUGAACUGGUUCCUGCUGGAGCAGACGGACGUGCUGGUGGUGGGGGCGCUGGGGCUGCAGGGAACCGGGAAAUCCACGGUGCUGUCGCUGCUGGCCGGGAACCAGCCCGAGGAGGAUCCCAGGUCCUUCGUGUUCCGGCCGCAGCCGCCGGAGCUGCGGGAAAGGGGCGGGGCCCAGACCGGUGGCAUCGACCUCUUCGUUACCCAGGAGCGCGUGCUCUUCCUGGACACCCAGCCCAUCCUAAGCCCCGCCCACCUGGAUCACCUGAUCAACAACGACCGGAAGCUUCCGCCGGAGUUCGCGCUGCCCCACGCCUACGUGGAGACGCAGUCGUUGCAGAUCGCGGCGUUCCUGUUCACGGUGUGUCACGUGGUGCUGCUGGUGCAGGAUUGGUUCACGGACCUGGGGCUCUACAGGUUCCUGCAGACGGCCGAGAUGGUGAAGCCGCCGACGCCGUCCCCGAGCCACGACUCGAGCGGGGGCGGGGCCGAGGAGCCCUCGGAGUAUUACCCACACCUGGGUGGGGGAGGGGCGCUGUUCCCAGCCCUGCCCCCGUUCCGGGGCCGGGGGGGGCUGGGGGGGCUCCUGGCCCGGCUGCGGGGGAGGGUCCUGGCGGCCGCCCGCUCCCAGUUAUCCCACAGCCUGCUGACCGAGCGCAACUGGUUCCACUACGCUGCCCGGAUUUGGGACGGGGUGAAGAAAUCCUCAGCCUUGGCCGAGUACGGCCGCUUACUGGGCUGAACUGGGAGCACUGGGAGGGCUUCGCUGGACCAAUAAACCCCUCUGGAAACCCCUCA